This is a messenger RNA of Parnassius apollo (apollo), 450 nucleotides long. The record is from the annotation of a GenBank genome assembly. Lineage: Eukaryota; Metazoa; Arthropoda; Insecta; Lepidoptera; Papilionidae.
AUGGCUCUUCAGCACCUUAAAAACGGCAAGUCCCCGGGCGAGGAUGGAAUUACAGCGGAGCUUCUGAAAGCGGGUGUAAAACCUGUACUUGAAGUCCUUCAGUGGCUCUUUAAUUCCGUCCUCCAUGGUGGCACUACUCCGGAGGCGUGGAGCAGAAGUGCGGUGGUCUUAUUCUUUAAGAAAGGCGACAACGCUCUUUUGAAGAACUACAGACCGAUAUCCCUUCCGAGCCGCGUCUACGUGCUGUUUUCGAGAGUCAUUACGAAUCGUCUCGCACGCAGACUUGACGACUUCCAGAUUCCCGAACAAGCCGGUUUCCAAAAAGGCUUUAGUAACAUAGACCACAUACAUACCCUUCGGCAAAUUGUACAGAAGUCCGAAGAGUACAAUCUGCCACUUUGCCUGGCGUGUGUGGACUACGAGAAAGCCUUUGAUUCUGUCGAAAUUUAG